Pogona vitticeps (central bearded dragon) is the source of this 1598-nucleotide messenger RNA. It is a transcript of the gene APOBEC2, whose product is annotated as apolipoprotein B mRNA editing enzyme catalytic subunit 2. Gene Ontology annotation, cellular component: nucleus; cytoplasm. Gene Ontology annotation, biological process: cytidine to uridine editing. Gene Ontology annotation, molecular function: RNA binding; zinc ion binding; cytidine deaminase activity. Lineage: Eukaryota; Metazoa; Chordata; Lepidosauria; Squamata; Agamidae. The record is from RefSeq and is a predicted model, not a curated record.
GAGACUAGAGCCAGAGUGAAAGUGAAGGAGAGGCGACACCCGAGAGUGCUAGGGUCAUCCUAGCCUGCUCCUAUCCUGGCUGUUGCUCCAAAUCCAUAUAUAGCUCCUGACAACUGGAAAGUCCAACUCCCCCCCCCACCCCAGCCGCUGGUCGCAUAUCUGCUUCUGAAGGCUGAGCAAGGCUCUUAGCUACUGCUGUGCUCUCUGGUCCCCCAUUGCAGCAGGAUGGCUGAGAAGCAGGAGCAGCCUGAAGCUGCCCAGAAUGGUGAAAAAGCAGAAAAUGCAGAGGCAGAAAAUGCAGAAAAUGCAGAAGAGGUUGAAAAGGUCAAGCUGGAAGAUCUGCCACCCUUUGAAAUUGUAACCGGGGAACGCCUUCCUGCCUUCUUUUUCAAAUUCCAGUUCAAGAAUGUAGAAUACAGUUCUGGCAGGAACAAGACCUUUCUGUGCUAUAUUAUAGAGAUUCAAGGCAAGGAGCCAAAAACCAUUAAGGGCUAUCUGGAGGAUGAACAUGCUGCAGCCCAUGCAGAAGAUGCUUUCUUCAAUACCAUCCUGCCUACCUGCGAGCCAGGCUUGCACUACAAUGUCACCUGGUAUGUCUCUUCAAGCCCCUGUGUGGCCUGUGCUGAUCGGAUAACUAAGGUCCUACAGAAGAACAAGAAGUUACGACUCUCCAUCGCAGUGGGGCGUCUCUUCAUGUGGGAGGAACCCGACAUCCAAGCUGCUCUGAGGAAAAUGAAAGCAGCUGGCUGCAAAAUGAGGAUCAUGAAACCUCAAGACUUUGAGUACGUCUGGAAGAAUUUUGUAGAGCAGGAGGAAGGGGAGGAACCAAAGGCCUUCGCUCCCUGGGAGGAUAUUCAAGAAAACUUCCAGUAUUAUGACGAAAAACUUGCAGAGGUCUUGCAUUGAGCUUGGGGAGAAAUCUACCAGCACUGUGGAGAGACCAACAUGAUAUGCUUUGACAUCUGGGACUACCCCUUCAGUGCUCCAGAGCCACUGUGAAAGAGAAAAACACCACUCAUCUCUGGCUGACGUGCUGCUCCUGCCACUGAUAAACUAAAAAUACAUAUACUAUGAUGCAUGUAGGCAUUUGGUUGUUGGAAACAGAUAAAACUGUACCUCUGCAGCUCAUACAGAAAGGGGGGGGGGAUUAAAAGAUGCAACAAAGGGGAAGGUGUCCAGUGCAAAGCUUUGUCAUCACUGAAACUUCAGAGAAACAAGUCAAAUCACAGCAAAAACUUGCAAAACAAUAGCACAAUUUAGAGGUUGUUGUGGGUUUUCCGGGCUGUUUGACCGUGUUCUUAAUUUAGAGGCCUAGCAAAUGUUGGCAUUAUAAAAAGAUACUCUCUAAGACAACAGAAGUAAGUAUAAUAAUGUGUUGUCUUUAUUUUUGGUGACAUAACUAAACCCUACAGCUUAAUAUGCAGGUUAAUUGCUCUGUAGCAACUGCAUCAAGUAGAGCUCAGUAAGUUCUACAAGUGUUUCUACUGUAUAAGAGCAAAUGAGAAAAUAAAAUUUGUUGAAUUAAGCUUGACUGAAUGCUUUUCUCCAAAAAGUAGAACCUAGAUUUGUCAGUUAAGCUAAUUAAAAUUUAAAAACAA